CGGUGUUACUAAAAACUAGAUAGAAUAUGUCAGAUGCAGAUAGCAGGCGAUUGGUAACGCAGGAUCAGCAUGAGCUGCAGACGGUGCGCGUUGGUCAGGGCAAUGGAACGUCCAGCGAUAAUCCGAGCGUGGAUACCACGCCCAAGCUGUCCAAGCGCAACAGUUCCGAGCGCAGUCUGCCGCUGCGCAGCUACAGCAAAUGGUCGCCCACGGAGCAGGGCGCAACGUUGGUCUGGCGCGAUCUGUGCGUGUACACCAAUGUAGGCUCCGCACGUGGCAUGAAGCGUAUCAUCAAUAACUCCACAGGCGCUGUGCAGCCAGGCUCGCUGAUGGCUCUGAUGGGCGCAAGCGGCUCGGGCAAGACGACGCUAAUGUCAACACUCGCCUAUAGGCAGCAAGGUGGCACUGUGGUUCAAGGUGAUAUUCUGAUCAAUGGCCGGCGCGUUGGACCCUUCAUGCAUCGCAUCAGCGGCUAUGUGUACCAGGAUGAUCUCUUCAUUGGCGCACUCACCGUGCUGGAGCAUUUGAACUUUAUGGCCAAUCUACGCCUGGAUCGGCGCGUCUCAAGCGAAGAGCGUCGUCUUAUUAUCAGGGAGCUGUUGGAGCGCACGGGUCUGCUGUCCGCCUCGAACACACGGAUUGGCUGCGGCGACGAUGAGAAGGUGCUCUCCGGUGGCGAACGCAAACGCUUGGCCUUUGCCGUCGAACUGCUCAACAAUCCGGUGAUUCUGUUCUGUGACGAGCCCACAACCGGGCUGGACUCGUACAGCGCACAGCAGCUCGUGGCCACGCUGCACGAGCUGGCCCAGAAGGGCACCACCAUACUGUGCACCAUUCAUCAGCCCAGCUCCCAGCUGUUUGACAACUUCAACAAUGUGAUGCUCCUCGCGGAUGGCCGUGUGGCAUUCACGGGCUCGCCGCAGCACGCGUUAAGCUUCUUUGCGGACCACGGCUACUACUGCCCGGAGGCCUACAAUCCGGCGGAUUUUCUCAUCGGUGUCUUGGCUACAGAUCCUGGCUAUGAGCAGGCCUCCCAGCGCUCCGCGCAGCAUUUGUGCGAUCAGUUUGCGGUUAGCUCAGCGGCCAAGCAGCGGGAUAUGCUGGUCAAUCUGGAGAUACAUAUGGCUCAGUCUGGCAACUUUCCCUAUGACACGGAACUGGACUCAUUCCGGGGCGUGGCCUGGUAUAGACGCUUCUAUGUAGUCUGGCUGCGUGCCACGCUGACGCUGCUCCGCGAUCCCACAAUUCAAUGGAUGCGAUUUCUGCAGAAGAUGGCCAUGGCCUUUAUCAUAGGCGCCUGCUUUGCGGGCACCACGGAGCUGACGCAACUGGGCGUGCAGGCGGUACAGGGCACGCUAUUCAUUAUGAUAUCGGAGAACACCUAUCACCCCAUGUACUCCGUGUUGAACAUCUUUCCACAGGGCUUUCCGCUCUUCAUGCGUGAGACACGCUCCGGCUUGUACUCCACGGCGCAGUACUAUGUCGCGAAUAUAUUGGCCAUGCUGCCCGGCAUGAUUAUCGAGCCGCUGCUGUUCGUGGUCAUCUGCUAUUGGAUUACGGGCCUGCGCGCCACCUUCUAUGCAUUCGGCAUUACGGCCAUUUGCGUGGUGCUGGUGAUGAAUGUGGCCACCGCCUGUGGUUGCUUCUUUUCCACGGCCUUCAACUCGGUGCCGCUGGCCAUGGCGUAUUUGGUGCCGCUUGAUUACAUUAUUAUGAUAACGUCGGGCAUCUUCAUCAAAAUCAGCUCCCUGCCUGUGGCAUUUUAUUGGACGCAAUUUCUGUCCUGGAUGCUCUAUGCGAACGAGGCCAUGACAAUUGCCCAAUGGUCGGGCGUGCAGAACAUCACCUGCUUUGGGGAGAGCGCGGACCUGCCAUGCUUCCACACCGGGCAGGAUGUGCUGGACAAGUACAGCUUCAGCGAGUCGAAUCUCUAUCGCAAUCUGCUGGCCAUUCUGGGCAUUUACUUUGGCUUCCAUCUGCUUGGCUACUAUUUCCUUUGGCGUCGUGCGCGCAAAAUUUAACGUGUCCUUCUGCUGUGCAUUGUCCUCUUUGUUUGUUUGCUUGUUUUGCUGUAAAUAAAUUUAAUUUCAUUUGCAUAAUAAAUUAUUAUUCAGUGGGCGAA
This is a messenger RNA of Drosophila novamexicana, 2122 nucleotides long. It is a transcript of the gene st, whose product is annotated as protein scarlet. Lineage: Eukaryota; Metazoa; Arthropoda; Insecta; Diptera; Drosophilidae. The record is from RefSeq and is a predicted model, not a curated record. The coding region runs from base 27 to 2021 and encodes 664 amino acids. Gene Ontology annotation, molecular function: ATP binding; ATP hydrolysis activity; ABC-type transporter activity. The transcript has 9 exons. Gene Ontology annotation, cellular component: plasma membrane. Gene Ontology annotation, biological process: transmembrane transport.